Molecule: messenger RNA, 618 nt
Organism: Adineta ricciae
Lineage: Eukaryota; Metazoa; Rotifera; Eurotatoria; Adinetida; Adinetidae
Source: the annotation of a GenBank genome assembly
AUGAUACUAAAAUGUCAAAUUUUGUUGAAUGUGAUCAUUCUACUGAUCAUCACUAAUGUAUCGUUCGAGCUCAAGUUGUCUCCCAAAGCUGCAUGGAAUCAAAUUGGUACAACAGUUGCGGGAGAUAGAAAAGGAAGCGCAGGAUCAAAUCUCAGUCAACUUAAUGAGCCUGUCGACAUAUAUAUCACCAACAACGACAUUCUUUACAUUGGGGAUUCAUACAAUCAUCGAAUUCUUGUUGUUCAUCUCAACUCUUCGACCAACAACUCCGCUAUCGGCUCUGGACCAGGUCCGGAUUUCAAUCAACUCAAUCGACCAGACGACGUUUUUGUUUUCAAUGCAUCUCUCUAUGUUCUUGAUACCAGCAAUUACCGAGUACAAAAGGUGGCACUUGAUGGUUCUAAUGUCACCACAGUGGCUCAUAUACCUCGACCAGGCACGGGACCAGGCGAUCCACUCUAUCUCUACGUGACUAAUGAAGGCAACAUAUAUGUAAGUGAAAGAUUGGGACAUUGUAUCUGGUUAUUUUUUCCAAACUCAACUACUGGUCACAUCAUUGCUGGACAAACGACGUGGGCGCCACGUACAUUGCAGAUCGUAAGAACAAUCGAAUCAUGA